ACCCCAAGUGAACCAGUUGAUCCGGCCGUACUGAAGGAAAAGAUUGCCGACGAUCUGAAGUCAACAGCCACGAUGAAGUGCGGCGGAGACGGACCGGACGGAGUUCCGCUUAAAAAGGAUGACCUUCUGGAGCGCUUGGACAAUAUCGACACCAGUUCGGAAGCGGUGAAAGCACCGGGUGCCGGAGGUAACUCGGACAACGAUGUAGACAUGGAAAACGACGAUUUAAUCCAGCGGCUGGAAGCGAUGGAAAAAGGCGAAGAAGAUGCAUCUGUUUCUUCCAAAGGCGACAAGAAGGAAGAUGCUGUUACUGAGGUGGCUCACCAGAACGGGUUGGAAAAAUGUAACGAAGCAGACUCGUUGCCGGAGGAAGACCAGGCACUGAAUGAAGAAGAUAAGAUGGAGGUUGAUGCGGCUGAGAAAAAGGAUGAUGUCUCUUCGUCAGAUUCUGCAGUAGUAGCUACGGCUACAAAUGGCGACCCGAACCACGAGCAACAAGAUCAGCCAUCGAGCUCUGUCAAACGGCGACAUUCGGAAGACGAAGAGGCGGUUGAACCGUCGAGCAAAAAGGUUCACGUGGAAGAAGCACCUCCAAGUAACGAGGAAUCGGCUGCAGAAUGCACGAUUUCGGCAGAAACGGUAGACACAAAAGUAGAGGAAUCUGUGGUUGAAAUGGAGAAAAACACCGAAUCGGAGAAUGUUGAAGAACCUGUCGCCGGAAAGGAAGAGCAAUGUACCGAUGAAUCAGACAAAAAGUCGAUUACCUCUGAACCGGAACCGCCGAUUCUUGACGAUAAUCCUAAAGUAGAGGAACGUGAUCCUGUGGAAGAAUCUGCCCCUCCACCGGGUCCGGAUCCUAGUGAUGUUACUACUUCCGAAGCGGACGAAAAUCCUGAGAAGGAUGCUACUGACGCGGUUAACACUACUUCAACUGAAGUCGUCGACGAUAAAGAAGCGAAUGACACAGAGGCACCGCCAGCCACAGUGGAUUCUUCGACAACGAAAACUGAUUCGGAGGAAACAAUUGACGAGGAAAAAUUGUUGGAGAGUGAUUCAAAAUCACCUGAGUCAGAUGUAGAGCCAACAUCAGCAGAUGAGACUGUGAAGCCAGCGGCAUCGGACGAAGUUUCGGCAGAACAACAAGCAGAGAAUGAACUGACGACUAAAGAGGAGGACGAACCUAUCGACCAAGAUACGGUAACAGAACAAGUCGCUCCAGAAGAGACUAUAGCCGCAACGGCUGUCGACGACGUCACUGACAGCAAGAACGAUGAUGUUGCGGCAGUGGAAGUGGAAAAGCCUGAACAAGACGAACCCGUCGAAGACAAAAUCACUGAAGAAAUCCAGGCAGAAGAAAAGUGCACAACUGAGGAAGCACCUGUAUCAGAACCGGUAGAAGACGUUCCUAAAUCGGUCGUUGCAGAAAACAUCGAACAGGAACCAUCCAGUGAAGCGCCUCAGGCUGAGGCAGAGUCAAAAUCCGAUUCGCUUCCAGAUACGGAACCCAACACCGAACCAUAAUCACCGGUAGAAGAACAACCGACCAGUUCUUCUCCGGUACCUGAAGCGAAAAGUGAAGACACAAUUACAUCUUCCUCGGAGCCGAAAGAAUCAGCUCAACCGAACUCAGCAGAUCACACUGAUACAGCUGAAGAGCCUGCUGAAGUUGACGCGGUCACUAGUUCCGAUGAGAAACCUUCGGUGGAACCAGUUGUGUCUGCCGUGGAAGUUGAUUCCACGCCGGAAGUUGUUACACCUAUUACAACCAAGGAAGCAGAACAAUCUGAUGAAGCAAUGGAGGUGGACAGUGAACCCGCUGCUGAAGAAGCUUCACAGGCGGAAGUCACGGAAGCUCCCUGCGUUGAAAAACAAGCAGCCGAUGAUGUUGUGGAAGCCCCAGAGACAACUCCAGAACAAGAAGCGGCGCCUGCUACAAUUCCUGAACAAGCGGAACCAGCGCAAAACCCAAUUGAGAAGGAUGAAUCUAUGGAAGUCGAUUCUGCUCCAGUUCCGACACAGAGCAAAUCUAACGAUGGAGAUGUGACGGAAAGUAUGAACACUUCCAGUGAAGAAGCAAUCGAAUCUCUCGACAACGCUGACUCUGCCAUCGUAGCCGAUAGUCAGAGCGAAGUAACGGCAACGACUUCAGCGCAUAACAAAAAUCUGGACGCAACCGAAGGACCUGAGAACGAAUCCAAAGCGGAUGCAUCGAAGGUAUUGGAUGACAGCAUCGAAAGUUCAUUGCCAACUUCCAGCUCUGACAAAAUGGCCGACCGGCUAAAGCAACGCCUGGAUCUCAUCUCCAAUGGAAGCAGCACUCCGAAUGCUGCCGUCAGUUCCAGUAAUGUCUACAAUUCAACGCCGAUUCAAAAGCAGUUUGAAAUAAGCUCGGAAAAUGUAAGCAAAAUCACUCGGCACUCGGUGGACAACAGCGAGCGGGAGGAAGAGGAGCAUAGUGCCAUUGUUGCUGAUAAUUCGACAGUCGACGAAAAGGAUGCCACCGUUGCUUCCACAUCCGGUGUGACCGGAUCAUCCGAGCUGGAGUUGACUGCGACAAGUAAGGAAAUUGUUGCAGCGGUCAAGGAUGAGAGCAGUUUGAAGACGACAGAAUCCUCGGAGGUUGAUUCGUGUACCGCUUCUUCCGCUCUUAAUACCGCCGAUGAGAUCAACAUGUACGCCAGCAAUGCACGGAAAUUCAACGGCAUUUCCUCCACUUCCGGUUCUGAAUUGGACGAAAAAUCAGGCGCCCCGUCAACAAGCAUUACCACUACAGCAGCCACCACAACGACGGCAGCCAACAAGCUGGAUCUCACUACGGCUCUGACGUCCGAGGAAGCUCUGUACGAGGUCAGCGUCUGGUUCGACGGAACCGAUCUACAGUUUUUAUCCGUCGAAAGACUAGAGCAAAAACUACUGUCGACAGGUGCCGCCGGAACGGCAGUGACAGGUUCUACGCAAGACCUAACCGGUAUCGAUUCCUCAAAACAGUCCUCUAAUGGUAGCGUCGGUAGCCUCGGUCCUUUUUCGCUCCCUCCACCGCGCCCAGCACUCGAUUCGGCCAUGUCACAUUCAAGCACAACCGAAAGCUCCUCAGGAACAAGUCAAAUCAAGGCAUCCCUGUCCAAAAGUAAGCAUACAGUGCGGGGGUACCCUCUUCAGCGAACUUGUUCGGGAGAAACCGGAGAAACAGAGCUAGCCUGUAGAAGCCCGAAUAGUUAA
Molecule: messenger RNA, 3219 nt
Organism: Topomyia yanbarensis
Lineage: Eukaryota; Metazoa; Arthropoda; Insecta; Diptera; Culicidae
Product: fibrous sheath CABYR-binding protein-like
Exons: 3
Source: RefSeq, a predicted model, not a curated record